AUGGGCAUUCGGUUUUCAGUUACAACUGAUUCGUUGGGUGACUCCUUUCAGAAUUUUGAUGGAAUAGGUUUAAAAAGACCGGCUGACUUACCUUUCCCGACUUCACAGUCUCGCAAAAAACUUGUUCAGCUACUUUUAGCUAAUCAUCACAAUUACAAUGUAUUAUGUUCUGAAGAUCGAUCUAGCCAAAACAUUUUAUCUCAUGUAUUGGUUUCUUUAUAUUACUUAGGAGCAAGUCCUGAUCAACUUUAUUCAUCAUACGAAAUGCUUGUUGAAAAUUUAAUUGAAUGGGAAGAAGAUUCUCCACAAGAAGUGACUUUGGAAGAUUGGCACGAUUUUAUUGGAAAAAAAGAAUACUCUAGAGGUUUUUUUGAUUUCUAUAAAGAAAAAAUUCAGGACGAUGAUUCAGGAAAUGAUUGGAAAAAAACUGCUCAUUAUUUUUUAACAGAAGUUUUUGAUAAAGGAAAAGGGAGUGAAGAAAUAUGUUUACUAUCAGGAAUUUUUGGAGGAUCCAUUAAUGCACUUAUUCAUUUAGGGUAUGCCGCUGAAAUCGAUAGUUGGGAACUAGCUUCGGAGGCUUUAACUCUUGCAUCAACUGAAUACUGUACCUAUGGAAUUGAUAAAAUUUUACAUAAACAAACUUUUCUUGAUAUGACUGUUGCAGAGGUUUUUUAUAAUCCAUUAGAAUUGCUGACUCAUGUUCAGAAAGACAACCGAUUUAAUUCCAUAGUAUCAAUACCCACUAUAGAUAUUGGUAUCCAAACUACGGUUGAUACAUAUCAGGAUAUCAUUAUUGAUUAUACCAAAUCUUUAAACAUUACCGCGGAUAAUAUAGAUACUGUUUUGCAAGAAUUAUUACAUAUGACAGUACUUGUUUCAUUCAAAAGUUAUAUUGACUAUGAUACUAAAAAAAACCAUGCAAAUCACAUUUCAUUGCUAGUUCAACUUUUGCCUGCCUUACAUGCAAUAAUAGAAAUUGGUACAUUAGUGACAAAUAUUCACAACCACACUAAAAAUCGUAACAAAAUUCAAAGAUUUAUUGAAAAAAAUCAGGUUGUUGUCUCCGAAAGUUGUUUCUUAACACUUGUAAAAAACUACUGGGUUUUUUUUAUCGCAGUGUAUAUUACUGUUGGGCGACCUUCAAUAGGCAAUUUACCCAUAGAAGUAACACUUAGUGAAAUGAAAGAUAAACAAACGGGGUUUCCUAACGAAGACGAAAUCUGGGGGGAAAUUAUUGCAUUGUUGCUAGAAGCAAAGCAUCCUGAAAAAGAUGAGAAGAAAUAUGAUGGUACUGUUUUUAUAAUGGUUCGCUCCCUUUUAUUUGCUAGUCGUUAUUUAUGCGGAUUCAAAUUAUCUUACUUUUAUGCCAAAUUAGCCUGGAUUAUGGCUACUGGUAAGACGGAAAAUAUUCCUUAA
Molecule: messenger RNA, 1416 nt
Organism: Magnusiomyces paraingens
Lineage: Eukaryota; Fungi; Ascomycota; Dipodascomycetes; Dipodascales; Dipodascaceae
Exons: 3
Coding region: 1-1416 (471 amino acids)
Molecular function (GO): oxidoreductase activity
Source: RefSeq, a predicted model, not a curated record